This is a messenger RNA of Nematolebias whitei (Rio pearlfish), 531 nucleotides long. RefSeq names its product glutamate receptor 3-like. The transcript has 3 exons. NCBI's taxonomy places the organism in Eukaryota, Metazoa, Chordata, Actinopteri, Cyprinodontiformes, Rivulidae. The record is from RefSeq and is a predicted model, not a curated record. Bases 178 to 531 code for a protein of 117 amino acids.
GAGGAGGAUUUUUUUUUUCUUUGCGCUGCAGCUGGGCUGCACCUCAAUGAAUGAAUUGGUGCACUGUGAGCCACCAUCAUCUCUCCACUGGAUAUCCAUUUGCUUUCAUCCCGAACAUAUGAAUCUGCUGAGAGGGAGCCUUUUGAGGAGUUGAAGAAGAGAGGUCGGAGAGAGAAAAUGGCACAGCGCGUGGUGUUCUUCUUGUUCCUGUGGCUCUUUGAGCAGUCGUCCGCAGGCUUCCCCAAUCAAAUUAACAUCGGGGGGCUGUUCAUGCGCUCCACGGUGCAGGAGCACAGCGCGUUCAGGUUCGCUGUCCAACUCUACAACACCAACCAGAACACCACCGAGAAGCCGUUUCAUCUCAACUACAACGUGGACAACCUGGAGUCGUCCAACAGCUUCUCGGUCACGCAUGCAUCUCUGUCUGUCUGGCUGCUGCAGCUGUGUCCUUCUAACCCCUUCAUGACAUGGUCAGAACGGCCCCUUGGCUCCCCCGUCUGCCAGAGCGUCUCCAACUGCUCCGUCCUCUGA